Zophobas morio is the source of this 482-nucleotide messenger RNA. RefSeq lists its product as uncharacterized. Lineage: Eukaryota; Metazoa; Arthropoda; Insecta; Coleoptera; Tenebrionidae. The record is from RefSeq and is a predicted model, not a curated record. Bases 46 to 360 code for a protein of 104 amino acids. The transcript has 3 exons.
CCACUGUGCAAGCAACAAAUUUCGCAAAAAGAAUCUAAAAUAAAUAUGGCGUUCCAUCAUGCUGCGUUAUUCUCAACGUUGAUAUUUUUCCUUUGGUUGCUCCUGGUGUCCAGCGCUCAAGGACGACGGGACUCGAAAUAUCCUCAAGUGCGAACUCCUCAACAAAGAUUAACUCGAGGCAUCGAACAUCUCAAAUACCACAACAUGGACCUGGGCACAGCUAGGGGAUAUGGAAAAAGGGCUGUCGACAUGCAUAACGUCAACAACUUCCUUCUCGAGUGGAUUGCACUGGAAACCAGGAUGAGGAACUUGGGGAUACCCAGAAAUCUCGUGAGAGAUCAAGACACUAUACCCGAAUGACUCAAUUUGUAAAUCGUUGAAUUAUUAUUGUGAUUAUUAUUUAAAUGCUGUACCCUGUUUGUAAAUUUCGUUUCCCACUGUAACAUAAUUUAAUAUUAGGCAAAUAAAAUUACUAUCGAUCA